AUGGCGUUAAUGCUCCAGUUCGGACCCCGGCCACUGGAGCCUACAGACCCACGUCCCCGACGUCGGUGGUCGCUUCGUCGUUUCAAACCUCAGCUGACAGCCAUGGUGGAGGAUGUCACCACCAAACCUUCAACAAAUGUGAGCGUUGGAGCUCGUAUCGGUAGCAAUGUGGGCAAUACCACUACCAGAAUUACACUGCCGCCAAAGCGGCAUGUGCGCCCCUCUUUCAACGCUAAGCCGCGAGGUCGAAGGCUUCAUCCUCGUGUGCUAGUGCUUGUGGCCCCUUAUCUUGAUGUGAGUCUGGCGCGAUCACUUGCUACUGCUGUGGGAGGACUCAAGGGCCACACAGCGGUGCUUCAUGCUAUUGGCCGUCAAUACCCCCACAUGACCGUGGACGUCGAACCCUCUCAAGUGAUGGCACGACAAUCGGGAGUGACUUGGGACUCAAUCAAAAUAUUCAUGGGCAGAGGGCGUAAAUCGGUACCGUUACUUUUUGGUCCCAGUAAUUGGGGCAUCCGUCGACUUCGAUUAGAGGCACCGACUCCAGAUAUGGUGUUCGAUUUGAGAAGAGUUGCUGAGUCGGUUGACCACCUAGAGUUAGAGGGUUUUAUGCUUGUAUUACCAGGAAGACUUGAGAUCAGCGAGUUAAUGCUCAACAAGUGCCGGACAUUAGAUUUAAUGGGUGAUGGCAACAAAUCUCCCCUGUCUACUUUGGAUGGCGCGAUUCUGGGGCUUGCAUUUAGUGGAAGAAAGUUUGCAGGAGAUGGACUUUCAUGGGAUUGUGUCAUCGAAGCAUCGACAGUCGUGUUGCGAGGUGCCGGUUUAGAUGGACUUCCUACUUUGGUGGGAACUACUGCUCUCAGUCUUGAGUACGGUUAUAUUGCUACCGACGAGCUUGACCUUCCUUUGACCCUCACCAACCUUCGCUUCCAUGUACGAAAUCGUUUUGGCCACUCACAAUUUGGUGGGGCUUCGCUUUGCCAGCUUCAGCGACUUCAGAAGUUGGAUAUAUAUCAUCCACCUUGGAAGAGUCCUGAGGAGCUUCCAGAGAGCCUCGAAACAUUGAUUGUGAAUGAUCACGUUGUUAGUGAAGAAGGAAUACCUGCAACGCUUCACCGUAGUCUUGGACUACUUCGUCUUAAGCGUUGUCGCUUUGAACGGGUUGAUAUGGCUCAGUUUUCUCUCCCGCCAGCCCAAGUGGUUGAGUUUUACCAAUGUCAGAGCGAUGUCGGGAUUGUAAAAGAGGAGGACGUGGCAAACGUGCCACCGGGCUGUUGUAUCAGAUGCCCGGCAUCACUGUCUCGGGUAUCCAGCAUUUCUCAUCCAGCGUAG
Diutina rugosa is the source of this 1332-nucleotide messenger RNA. RefSeq lists its product as uncharacterized. The transcript has a single exon. The record is from RefSeq and is a predicted model, not a curated record. The coding region runs from base 1 to 1332 and encodes 443 amino acids. Lineage: Eukaryota; Fungi; Ascomycota; Pichiomycetes; Serinales; Debaryomycetaceae.